AUGAAUGUGUUUCAUCUGCCAUAUACCCUUGCUGUAUCACAACCUCAGCCUUUUGUCGCCACGAAACUACCACGAGAGACUUGGGAAGCAGUUUUGCUCGAUGUUGACCUCGACAAAAGCUCCACUGAUACCUUUUCAGAGGACUUUACGGCCAUGCUGCUUGCAUAUCACACCCAAUCCGAGGCCCAUUCGAAUGAACUGGCAAGCACAUUCCUGGACAAACCGCUUCGGGCUAUUGGAGUGGAAUGCAAGAAUUUGGACGGGCCACACCAACAGCUAAACCAACAUAAUUCUACCUUGUAUCUCCCUGGAACAAUCGCACAACGAAUAACCCGCGCUGGAUUCAAUACCCAGCAAUUUUGGGAUACCUUUCAGCAGUCAGAAGAUAGAUGA
Rhizoctonia solani is the source of this 393-nucleotide messenger RNA. RefSeq lists its product as uncharacterized. The transcript has a single exon. The record is from RefSeq and is a predicted model, not a curated record. Bases 1 to 393 code for a protein of 130 amino acids. NCBI's taxonomy places the organism in Eukaryota, Fungi, Basidiomycota, Agaricomycetes, Cantharellales, Ceratobasidiaceae.